Molecule: messenger RNA, 1457 nt
Organism: Bombyx mandarina (wild silkworm)
Lineage: Eukaryota; Metazoa; Arthropoda; Insecta; Lepidoptera; Bombycidae
Source: RefSeq, a predicted model, not a curated record
ACAUAUCGAAUUAAAACGAUCAAUUCACCGGUCGUAUGUAAUUAGUAAUGUGAUAUAGUGAUCUCGGAUUUUAACAUAAAAAUGACUCCGAUCUACGUUUUGAUGGUGCUGUUUGUAGCGAGCAGCCUUUCAAGAGCAAAAGAAAUCAAGGAAGUUCACGAGAAAGCAGUAAAGAGACAUGUUCCGCUUGGAUAUGGAUACUCACACGGCCUAUCUGGUGGUCUGGUAGGAUCGGGCAUUGGGUAUGCAGCAGGUCAUUCUAUUGGCGUAGGAGCACCGGCAAUAGGAAUAGGAAGUGGUCCAGUAGGAUUCGCAACUUCGGGGAUUGGGUCAGGGAUCGGGAUUGGGUCAGGGAUCGGGAUUGGAUCAGGAAUUGGUAUUGGUGGUGGAGCGGGCAUAGGAUUUGGAGGCGGUUCAGCCGGAAUCGGUGGUUCGGGUGUGGGUAUUGCUGCCGGGCCAGCUAUAGGAAUCGCUACUGGUCCAGCAGUGGGAGCAGUGGGAAUCACCGCUCCAGCCGUAAGCGUCGGAGCAGCCCCUGCAGUAUCCACUUCUGUCGCUAUCGAACCCAAUCCAGUUAUACUCCGCCAAGAAGUACCCAGAUACAUUACGAGAACGAUCACUCGCGACGUUCAAGUUCCCGUUCAAGUACCAGUUCCAUUCCCAGUGGAUCGGCAAGUGCCCUUUCCGGUCAGGGUUCCCGUUCCCGUGCAAGUCGACAGACCAGUACCAGUGCCGGUUGUCCAUCGCGUUCCUGUCGAAGUGACGAGACAAGUGCCCGUUUAUUACGAGAAGAAGGUGCCGUACCCGGUCAAAGUUCCCGUGUCGGUGCCCGUACCUUACCCGGUUACUGUGGAGAAGCAUGUGCCAGUCGACAGACCGGUUUACGUUGACCGUCAAGUACCAGUGCCACACCCGGUUUAUGUGGAUAGGCCGGUAAAUGUCCCGGUCCCGGUUCAAGUGGACAGACCAGUUCCGGUGCCGCAUCCCGUCGUUGUUGAGAGAAGAGUUCCAGUACCUGUUUCGGUGCAAUCAGUUGCUGCAGUUCCUGCCGUUGUGGGCGUUUCUAGCAUUGGUGGUGCGGGUGGUAUCGGUGCUGGCGGUAUUGGCGUCGGUGGAGUAGGCAUAGGCAUCGGCGGUAUAGGCGGAGGUGGAGUCAGCAUUGGUGGGCUCUCCGGUUCUGGUGGUCUAGGAAUCGGUGGUCUAUCCGGUUAUUCUGGAGUGUCGGGAAUAUCUAGUUAUGGCGGAUAUGCCUCAGGAGUCCCUGUGGUGUCUUCUGGAUUUUCCUCUAUACCUGUUUCCGGUCAUGUGUCGCUAUCGCAUGGUAUCCCACUGUCAGGCGCCAGCAGCUACUCCAAAUACUACUCUCAUGGCCAUUAGGGAUCUAUGAUUAUUGCCAUAUGAUUGCCAUAUAAUUAUUAUCUAUCUAUGAUGAUCAUUGUACUCUGUAUUAAAAAAAU